GUGGACUGGAGCUCUGACCUCACAUAAAAUUUUAUUUUUGUUUUAAAACGACUUAUUUAAGCACCCAAAGAGUAGCACACAUAACAAAGUCGUGACUCGUGUUUAAUUGGGCUAUUGUUUGAGCACUGAAAUAAAACACCUCAUUAUGUGAUGCCGGAGCUCCAGUACUCCUGCACUUCUCAACUCCAUUGUAAAUCAUGGAGUUUCGUUUAAUCGUCUAUCUCCCCCUCUGCCCAGACGCUGGAGCAGGACGAGGAAUAUAAGAGCAGUCGCACGUUGUAGCAGCUCACAAAGCAGGCGAGCCUGUGAGAAUAUUUAGCUAACGUUACGCCUGCAGAAUAAUUUGAGGAAGAAUUGAGAGAAACAGCAGCAUGGUGAAUCAAGUGCAGAGAGUCGAAGACACAUGGCGAACAUGCAGCAAAAGCGACUCAAGUGGCGCGAGCAACAGCGGUUGCGAGAGUUCCAAGGAAAGCUCUCGCUCCUCGACGCCGGUGUUGGACACCGACCGCACGGACAGGCUACGGGACAAGAUGCGCCGCCGGACGGAGUCGGGCGACCACUGGUUUUCCCUCGAGUUCUUCCCCCCUCGCACUGCAAGUGGAGCUGUCAACCUCAUCUCUAGAUUUGAUCGCAUGGGCUCAGGGGGGCCCCUGUUCAUAGACGUUACCUGGCAUCCGGCAGGGGACCCGGGUUCGGACAAGGAGACCUCCUCCAUGAUGAUCGCUAGCACAGCGGUCAACUACUGUGGCCUGGAGAGCAUCCUUCACCUGACCUGCUGCAACCAGACCAAAGAGAAGAUCACUGGGUACCUGAGCAAAGCCAAACGCCUUGGCCUGAAGAACAUCAUGGCUCUAAGAGGAGAUCCUAUGGGGGCUGACUGGGAAGAGGAAGAAGCGGGCUUCAACUACGCCACAGACCUAGUCAAACACAUACGCUGCGAGUUUGAUGACUACUUUGACAUCUGUGUUGCCGGCUACCCCACUGGCCACCCGGAGGCGGAGAGCUACGACGAGGACCUGAGACAUCUGAAGGAGAAAGUGGACGCUGGCGCCGACUUCAUCAUCACCCAGCUCUUUUUCCGGGCUGACACCUUCCUCAAGUUUGUCAGAGACUGCAGGGCCAUAGGAAUCACCUGCCCCAUCCUACCAGGCAUCUUCCCUAUCCAGGGCUACCAGUCUCUGAGGCAGCUGGUCAAACUGUCCAAGCUGGAGGUGCCCGAGGAGAUCAUGCAGGUCAUCGAGCCCAUCAAGGACAACGAUGCGGCCAUCCGCAACUACGGCAUUGAGCAGGCUGUGGGCAUGUGCCGCGUGCUGCUGGAGAGCGGCGAGGUGCCGGGCCUCCACUUCUACACGCUGAACCGCGAGGUAGCCACCAUGGAGGUACUGCGGCAGCUGGGCCUGUGGAUCGAGGACCCCAGGCGGACACUCCCCUGGGCGGUGAGCGCUCACCCCAAACGCAAAGUGGAGGACGUGCGGCCCAUUUUCUGGGCCUCCAGACCCAAGAGCUAUAUCUACAGAACACAGGACUGGGAUGACUUCCCCAAUGGACGAUGGGGAAACUCGUCAUCUCCGGCCUUUGGUGAACUCAACGAUUAUUACCUGUUCUACCUGAAGAGUAAGUCGUCCAAGGACGCCCUGCUGAAGAUGUGGGGCGAGGAGCUGACCAGCGAGCAGAGCGUCUACGAGGUCUUCACCAGCUACAUCACGGCCCAGCCCAAUGUUGCCGGACACAAGGUGAUGUGUCUGCCGUGGAAUGACGACCCGCUGGCCCCGGAGACCAACUUGCUGAAGGACGAGCUGGACAAGGUAAACCGCAGGGGAGUCCUCACCAUCAACUCCCAGCCCAGCAUCAACGGCAAGCCCUCCUCAGACCCCAUCGUGGGCUGGGGCCCCCCUGGUGGCUACGUCUUCCAGAAGGCUUAUCUGGAAUUUUUCACCUCAAGCGAAAAUGUCACCGCUCUCCUCAAAGUGCUAAAGAAGUACGAGCCUCGCGUCAACUACCACAUCGUCAACGUUCACGGUCAGAAUACUACGAACGCCCAUGACAUGCAACCCAACGCUGUGACAUGGGGCAUCUUCCCUGGCAGGGAGAUUGUCCAGCCCACUGUGGUGGAUCCAGUCAGCUUCUUGUACUGGAAGGACGAGGCCUUUGCCCUGUGGAUCGAGCAGUGGGCCAAGCUGUACGAAGACGAGUCCCCAUCACGUAUGAUCAUCAAGUAUAUCCACGACAACUACUUCCUUGUCAACCUGGUGGACAACGACUUCCCUUUGGACAACUGCUUGUGGCAGGUCAUCGAUGACAUGUUUGAGCUGCUUGACAACCCCCCGGAGGAGCAACCCGCGGAGCAAACUGCAGAGCAACCCAACGAUGAGCAAUCCGACAAGGAACAACCUGGAAAGUAACCAUGGCGAUAGCCACCAAUUGAGCAAUUGAGCUGCUUUCGAUAACUUUUCACUCAACAAACACCACAAAGUACUUAACUACAGUAUUAUACCAUACAGUAUAUACUUUAAAAAUAUAUACUUAAAAAAAAAAAACUAUAUUAUUAUCUGGAGGAUGGAUCUUAAUCAAGAGGUUCUUCAGUGAAUGAAUAUGAUGACAAAUACAGUGCAUUUGGAAAGCAUUCAGACCCUUUCACUUUUUCAACAUUUUGUUACGUUACUGGCUUAUUCUAAAAUGGAUGAUCCUUUUUUUUAUUUAAUCAAUCUACACACAAUACCCCAUAAUGACAAAGCGAAAACGUGAUUUAAAAAUAGUUGCAAAUUUAUAACAAAAUAACUGAAAUACCUUAUUUACAUAAGACCCUUUGUGAUGAGACUUGAAAUUGACCUCUGGUGCAUCCUGUUUCCAUUUAUCAUCCCUGAGAUGUUUCUACAACUUGAUUUGGAAAGGCACACCCAUCUAAAUAAGGUCCCACAGUUGACUGCAUGUCAGAGCAAAAACCAAGCCAUGAGGUCGAAGGAAUUGUCCGUAGAGCUCUGAGACAGGAUUGUGUCGUUGCACAGAUCUGGUGAAUGGUACCAAAAACAUGUCUGCAGUAUUGAAGGUUCCCAAGUGGCCUCCAUCAUUCUUAAAUGGAAGAAGUUUGGAACCACCAAGACUCUUCCUAGGGCUGGGCGUCUGGCCAAACUGAGCAAUUGGGGAAGAAGACUUUGGUCAGGGAGGUGACCAAGAACCCAACGGUCACUCUGUCAGAGUUCCUCUGGAAAUUGGAGAACCUUCCAGAAGGACAAACAUCUCUGCAGCACUCCACCAAUCAGACCUUUAUGGUAGAGUGGCCAAACGGAAGACACUCCUCAGUAAAAGGCACAUGACAGCCCAAUUGGAGUUUGCCAGAAGGCACCUAAAGGACUCUCAGACCAUGAGAAACAAGAUUCUAUUGUCUGAUAAAACCAAGAUUGAAAUGUUAGGCCUGAAUGCCAAGCGUCACGUCUGGAGGAAACCUGGCACCAUCCCUACGGUGAAGCAUGGUGGUGACAGCCUCAUGCCGUGGGGAUAGUUAUCAGUGGCAGGGACUGGGAGACUAGUCAGGGUUGUGGGAAAGAUGAACGGAGCAAAGUACAGCGAGAUCCUUGAUGAAAACCUGGUCCAGAGUGCGCAGGACCUCAGACUGGGAUGAAGGUGAACCUUCACAACAGGACAAUGCAGAAGUGGCUUCAGGACAAGUCUUUGAAUGUUCUUGAGUGGCCCAGCCGGAGCCCGGACUUGAACCCGAUCGAACAUCUCUGGCGAGACCUGAAAAUGAUUGUGCAGCGGCGCACCCCAUCCAACCUGACAGAGCUUGAGAGGAUCUGCAGAGAAGAAUGCAGGUGUUUCAAGCUUGUAGCGUCAUCCCCAAGAAGACUCGAGGCUGUAAUCGCUGCCGAAGGUACUUCAACAAUAUACUGAAUUAAAGGUCUGAACUUAUAUGCAUUUUUAAUUUUGAGAAAAAUGAAAUGUUUUGUCAUUAUGGGGUAUUGUGUGUAGAUUGAUGGACAAAACAACAAUUUAAUCAAUUAGAAUGAGGCUGUAACAAUGUGGGAAAAUGAAGGGGUCUGAAUACUUUCUGACUGCAUUGUAACACAGGGAAACGUUUUGUAAUUUCUAAACCAUUUUAAUUGUGUGUUUGGUGUAUCUAUCUAAACGUAUGUGGACACCUUCAAAGUAGUUGAUUCGGCUAGUUCAGCCACACCCCUUGCUGACAGGUGUAUAAAAUGGAGCAAACAGCCGAGCAUUCUCCUUAGACAAAGUGGCAUCGUGAUAGGAUGCCACCUUUCCAACAAGUCAUUUUGUCAAAUGUCUACCCUGCUAGAGCAGCCCCGGUCAACUGUAAGUGCUGUUGUGAAAUGGAAACAUCUCGGAGCAACAAUGUUUCAGUCGCGAAGUGGUAGGCCACAUAAGCUCACACAACGCGACUGCCGAGGGCUGAAGCACAUAGCGUGUAGAAAUCAUCUAUCCUCGGUUGCAACACUCACUACCAUUUUCCAAACUACUUCUAGCUUCAUGAAAUGGGUUUCCAUUGCCGAGCAGUCGCACACAUGCCUAAGAUCACCCUGCGCAAUGUGAAGUGUUGGCUGGAGUUGUGUAAAGCUCAUUGCCAUUGGACUGGAGCAGUGGAAACACGUUCUCUGGAGUGAUAAAUCACACUUCACCAUCUGGCAGUCCAACGGGUGAAUCUGGGUUUGGCGGACACCAGGAGAACGCUAUGUGCCCCAAUCUAUAGUGCCAACUGUAAAGUUUGGUGGAGGAAUAAUUGUCUGGGGCUGUUUUUCAUGGUUUGGUUAGGCCCCUUAGUUCCAGUGAAGGGGAAAUCUUAACGCUACAGUAUACAAUGACAUUCUAGACAAUUCUGUGCAUCCAACUUUGUUUCAACGUGACAAUGCCCCCAUGCACAAAGCGAGGUCCGUACAGAAAUGGUUUCUCGAUCUGUGUGGAAGAACUUGCUUGCCCAGAGUCUUGACCUCAACCCCAUCGAACACCUUUGGGAUGAAUUGGAACGCAGACUGCAAGCCAGGCCUAAUCGCUCAACAUCAGUGCCCAAUCUCACUAAUGCUCUUGUGGCUGAAUGGAAGCAAGUCCCAGCAGCAAUGUUCCAACAUUUAGUGGAAAGCCUUCCCAGAAGAGUGGAGGCUGCUAUAGCAGCAAAGGGGGGACCAACACCAUAUUAAUGCCCAUGAUUUUGGAAUGAGAUGUUCGACGAGCAGGUGUCCACAUGCUUUUGGUCAUGUAUGUACUUGAGGGUGAGAGAAUGGUGGUAUAUUGGAAACUGUUUUUCAUUAUGUGAAUUUAAGAGCUGUAGACUAGAGCAUUUCGUAAGACUAAACUCUCUUUUAAACCAAAGUUUAAAUUGAGAAAUACAAGGAUAUUUCUCCUGACGAGUCAGGGUUACCAGAACACACAAGCAUCGACAGACUUGAUUUGUGAUUACCAUUGUAAUCUGCCAUAGACAAUCAUUUAAAAUAAUACACACUGAGCUGCUGCUAAGAUGUCACCUGAGGCCUUAACUAACAAGCAUUUAAGCAGUGACCUCACUGCUUUUAUUUUGUCUUUCUCUGUUUUAUAUUUAUUACCGUUGUGCAACGUCCAUUGAAAAACAAGCAUACUUUACAUGUUGCAUUGAGCACAAUGUGUGAUUCAUUUAAUUUUCUUCUCCCUGAUGUGUACAUGGUUGUUUACACCAGGGGUUCCCAAGCCUUUUCACUCCUUCCAGUAUUGGGGAACAUCCUGUGCCCCCUUUUUUGUGCACACCCCAUUUUUAUUUCUAUGGGCACAAACACCGUUCUGGAGACACUGUUCAUACCACUCUUGUUGGUGGAGAACAUUUAGCACAUUUGAAGCUUAUUUACUGCAAUUCUACACAUUUUGUCUUGGGUGCAAAUAAUACAAAUAAUAUUGUGGGUUUUUUUAAAGCACGUUUUCUUGCAUUUCAAUACAUUUUGCCAUGUCUAAUGUGUAUUCAUGUGAUAUUUGAGUUCACAUUUUUAUCACUAUCUUUUUUUUUUUCUUCUAAAAACCGUCAACUGACCUGGGCUAGUUAUAAAUGGCUCUAAAAAUUUUAAUUGCACCUCAUGCAUUCUAUUAUAACUUUCAAGAGUAAGUUUAAAGCUAGACUGACUUCAUUUUUAAAACUUUUUUUGGUGUGGGGGUUGCGGAGCGGGGACCACCAUGCUCUACAGUUUGGGAACCACUGGUUUAUUCAGCUAUACCUUUUUGCAUGAUAAGUACAAAGUCCAUGGGAUCUCACCACCUGAUGGCACAAAUUAGGGAUUUCCCCUUGGAACAUAAGCCUGUGACUUGUCAGAAAGGGAUUGGAUGAUCCUUCUAGACAGAUGUAUCACUGCCCCUGUGGCCGAUGUGAAGUCUAACCAUAUCCCACUGCAAACAUUGGAACAACUUAUCUCUUGAGCCUGCUGGCCUAUAACCUACAUAAAAUGUACUGCACUUGCCUGGAGUCUAAGCAUUAAGUUAUGUUCAAAUGUACAGUUGAAGUCAGAAGUUUACAUACACCUUA
This is a messenger RNA of Oncorhynchus kisutch (coho salmon), 6490 nucleotides long. RefSeq names its product methylenetetrahydrofolate reductase-like. Bases 372 to 2402 code for a protein of 676 amino acids. Lineage: Eukaryota; Metazoa; Chordata; Actinopteri; Salmoniformes; Salmonidae. The record is from RefSeq and is a predicted model, not a curated record. Gene Ontology annotation, cellular component: cytosol. Gene Ontology annotation, biological process: tetrahydrofolate interconversion. The transcript is spliced from 12 exons. Gene Ontology annotation, molecular function: methylenetetrahydrofolate reductase [NAD(P)H] activity; FAD binding.